UUGGCUCAUUCAAAACUGUAUUAAAGUUUAAAAGCCCAUACACCUACUUAGAGGACAAUGCUGCUCUAUCUCAUCUUUAACUUCUGUUAUGCAGGUCAACCAUCCACCUUUCCAGCAGGCCCACAUCUUGGAAUUGGUUUUGACACCUCACAAAUGUAGAGCAAUAAAGGUCACCAGCUCUGAGCCAUGGUGGGAACAGGGCUAUUUCAAACAUAUGUUUCUAGAAGAGUACAUCAAUAUUUGGGGAUCAAAAAAUGGCUUGUGGGUAGAAGAAACGUGUGGUACUUGUGAGUAACAAAUGAAGCAUGAUGAUGCCCAGGUUUUACUUCUUUCUGUCCACUAACAAAUCAAAAACCAAAGCCAGCUGUUUGUUUAGACUUUGUUAUUAAUACUAACAAUAACGAUGCUAUCUACCCAGUGGGCCAAGUCAAUUAACAGCUCUAUUCUUCACAUGCCCUUCUUUAAUACCCCAGCUAUAUCCAUAGCAGGCGCAUUUAUCAUGAAUUAUGUGCCCUAUUUAAGGCCUUACUAGGCAAUCAGAAUUUGAUUAAGCUGCACCGCCACAUCAGAAAAAUUCAUCAGUUUGCUGCAAGUUUCAGACAAGAAUCUGGACACGGGCAGCAAAAAUGCCUACUUUUACUCACAAGGAUUUGGAUGCAGCCAAUGGCACGGGAAAGGUUGUGUGUGUGAUGGAUGCAUCUACUUAUGUAGGACUGUGGAUUGUUCAGGGCCUUCUAAACAGGGGAUACACUGUGCAUGCAACUAUUCAGAAUGGAGGUGAAGUUGAAUCUUUAAAGAAAUUAAGUGGAGAGCGGUUGAAGAUCUUGUAUGCUGAUAUGUUGGAUUAUCACAGCAUAGUGGAUGCACUUAGUGGAUGUUCUGGCCUUUUCUACACAUUUGAUUCCGCUGAAUAUGAUGAGAUCAUGGCUGAAAUUGAAGUGAGGGCAGCCCACAAUGUCCUGGAAGCAUGUGCCCAUACUGAAACUAUUGAAAAAGUGGUAUUCACAUCUUCAGUCGCUGCAGUAGUUUGGAGAGAAGAUAGAAAUUCAAUUUCUGACCUCCAUGAAAGGCAUUGGAGCGAUGCAAACCUUUGCAGAAAAUUAAAGCUAUGGUAUGCACUGGGAAAGACACUAUCAGAGAGGACAGCCUGGGCUCUGGCUAUGGACAGAGGCGUAAAUAUGGUGACAAUUAAUGCAGGUCUGGUUAUAGGGCCUGGCUCUGCAUAUGAAAGCUCAGGAUCCACCAUAGCAUAUCUCAAAGGUGCAGCACAAAUGUAUGAGAAUGGACUGUUAGCGAGUGUGGAUGUAAGGUUUGUUGCAGAGGCCCACAUCUGUGCAUUUGAGGAAUCUUCUGCAUUUGGGAGAUACAUCUGCUUCAACCAAAUGGUCAACAAUGCUCAGAAUGCUGACAAGCUUGCAGAGAGUUUAAGAUCACUAGUACCCUUUCCUGACAGAUGUGAAGAUUCAAGCGAGUACCAACAGCGUCUGAGCAAUAAGAAGCUGACUGAACUCAUGCUUGGAAACAACAAAAUGCAGUAAUGGUUGGAAUGGGAAACAACAGAAGCCUAAAAUAAAUGAUAUAUGCAUUUAAUGUACAUUACAAUGGAAUUAAGUGUUAUUGUUGUAUCACAUGUGUUAUGCAUAUGUGCUUUUUUUAAUGUUUUCAUACCAGCUGCAGGAGGUGUAAGCUUUUCUGUGCGCUCAUUACCAGCACGUUAAAUAUAUAUCAUGUGUGUGUGCCUCUGGCGUUUCUGUAAUGUAAUAAUGUAUGUAGUUUGAAUAUAAUUUUUUAAGGAAUA
Messenger RNA from Cryptomeria japonica (Japanese cedar), 1798 nucleotides. RefSeq names its product cinnamoyl-CoA reductase 1. The coding region runs from base 627 to 1538 and encodes 303 amino acids. The transcript is spliced from 6 exons. The record is from RefSeq and is a predicted model, not a curated record. Gene Ontology annotation, molecular function: oxidoreductase activity, acting on the CH-OH group of donors, NAD or NADP as acceptor. Lineage: Eukaryota; Viridiplantae; Streptophyta; Pinopsida; Cupressales; Cupressaceae.